This is a messenger RNA of Scleropages formosus (Asian bonytongue), 3928 nucleotides long. Its product is annotated as dipeptidyl peptidase 8-like. Gene Ontology annotation, biological process: proteolysis. Gene Ontology annotation, molecular function: dipeptidyl-peptidase activity; serine-type peptidase activity. The transcript has 20 exons. The record is from RefSeq and is a predicted model, not a curated record. Bases 378 to 3008 code for a protein of 876 amino acids. Lineage: Eukaryota; Metazoa; Chordata; Actinopteri; Osteoglossiformes; Osteoglossidae.
CUCGUCCUCGUGCAGUACAGAUUUUGUCUAUGUUUAGGGUUCGAAUGUGAGGGUACAGACAGAUGUAGAUACAUGGUUUUGAACGGCGUUUGAUUUAAAUGUUAUGUAUUUUCAACGCUUGUCUAACAGUCAAUGUUUCAGUUAACUGGAUUUCCACCAGAAAAUUAAAAAAAAAAAAAAAUCCGAAACAAAUGACAUGUCUAAGGCUUAAGUCCCCUCAAAAUUGACAACAUACCCUAAUAAAUCCUAAGUGAAUGUUUUGACGUACACAAACCCCUCGUUGAAGAAGUGUGGACUCAAAAUAAUCAAUUUCUUGAAACUGACCUGUUGUUAAGUAAAAGCAGAUAACCUCUGUUUGCCAUGAGUGCAGGGCAGUUAUGUCGUCGCCUGUCGUGGAUCUGGGAGGCAGUGAGGCAGGCGCCAGAGGACAGCUGAAGGACGGCCUCCCUCCCGGAGGUCUGGAGGCACUGGAGAAGUUCUGUGUGGAGCAGCAUUCCUGGUGCGAGCUCAGGAAAAUCCUGACAGAGACCCGCAGCUUUCAAAACCAGAUGGUGCCCAAACCUCCACACGAGUUCCAGUUCGUACGGAAGAAUGACCCAGAGGGGACGCAUUCCCACCGAGUAUACUUCCUGGCCAUGUCCACUGAGAGCAGGGAGAACUCGCUGUUCUACGCAGAAAUUCCCAAGCGGAUCAACAAACAGGCCCUGCUCUUCCUCAGCUGGAAGCCCCUGCUGCUGCACUUCCAUAGCCAAGACUAUGGAGAGUACUAUCGUGAAGAUGAACUUCUGCGAGAGAGGAAGCGAAUUGGCACACAGGGUAUCAUGACCUAUGAUUUACACCGAUCCAGUGGUACCUUCCUCUUCCAGGCUGGUGGCUCCAUCUACACCGUGAGGGAUGGCGGCCCACACGGUUUCACGAAUCAACCUCUAAGACCUAUGAAAGUGGAAACUUCAUGUCCCAACAUCCGAAUGGACCCAAAACUGUGUCCCGUGGACCCCACCUGGUUCUGCUUUGUUCACAGCUGUGACAUUUGGAUUGGAAAUUUGGAAACUGGGGAAGAGAGGCGCCUCACAUUUGCCCACAAAGGUCUGCCCAAUCUGAGGGAUGACCCAAAGUCCGCAGGAGUGGCCUCCUUCCUGUUGCAGGAAGAGUUUGAUCGUUACACAGGAUACUGGUGGUGCCCCGUUGCAGAGGAAGUUCCAGGUGGCUCCCAGAUGUUGAGGAUCCUGUAUGAAGAGAACGAUGAAUCCGAUGUGGAAGUGAUCAACGUGACCUCCCCCUUGUUGGAAUCACGACUGACUGAGUCCUUCAGGUAUCCCAGGGCUGGAACUGGCAACCCCAAAUCCACUCUCAAGAUGUCUGAGGUGGUGGUCAGCGCUGAUGGAAAGGUUGUGAGUGUUGUCGACAAGAGGCUGGUUCUGCCAAUGGAUGUCCUUUUUCCUGGUAUUGAGUAUAUCACCAGGGCUGGCUGGACAUCGGAUGGCCGAUUUGCCUGGGUAUUGCUGCUGAACCGGGCCCAAACCCAGCAGCAGCUGGUUCUGCUUCCUCCGCCACUCUUCAUCCCAGUUGACACCCCAGCUGAUGUCUGCCCAGAUCCUGGCAGCGUCACACCUUUCAUUAUCUACCAGGAGAGCACUGACAUUUGGAUCAAUACCCACGACAUCCUGCACUUCCUGUCACAGAAACAAGAUGACGAGAUCAGCGUUAUCGUGGCUUCAGAGGUGCACACAGGCUUUAGGCACCUAUACAGGGUCACAGCCCGGCUACAGGGCAGCUGGAGCCAAGCCAAUGGAGAGGGCGGAGCCACUGCAGGUGAUUUCCUGUGUCCAGUGAAGGAGCAGGUUGCUCUCACCUGGGGAGAUUGGGAGGUGCUAGGGAGACAUGGCUCCAAUAUCACAGUGGAUGAGGAGAGGGGGCUCCUCUUCUUCCAAGGUACCCGCGACAGUCCUCUGGAGCACCACCUGUAUGUGACCAGCUGGCUGUGGCCCGUCGAGCCCUCGAGGAUCACCAAGCCUGGCUACUCCCACACCUGUCGCGUUAGCCAGCUAAUGGACAUAUACGUGAGCCGCUUUAGCAAUGAGACAACUCCACCAUGUGUUCAUCUGUUCCGGCUGAACAUGGAGGAACGGGAGCCAGAGCACCUACAGGGCGAGUUCUGGGCCUCUCUCAUGGAGUACCCAGUGUGCCCCCCUGACUACAUCCCCCCGGAACUUUUCUCCUUCAAGAGUCGGUCAGGACACACCCUGCAUGGAAUGUUGUAUCGCCCCCAUAACCUACAGCCUGGAAAACAGCACCCGGUGGUAGUCUUCAUCUACGGGGGUCCGCAGGUGCAGUUGGUGAAUCGGCGCUUCAAGGGGCUGAAGCACAUGCGAUUGUACACCCUGGCCUCGCUGGGCUACUGCGUGGUCAUCGUGGACAACCGUGGCUCCUGCCACCGUGGACUGGCCUUUGAGAGCGCAUUGAAACAUCGCAUGGGUCAGGUGGAGAUUGAGGAUCAGGUGGAGGGCCUGGAGUUCCUUUCCUCACGCUAUUCUUUUUUGGACAUGGAGCGAGUAGCCAUUCAUGGUUGGUCCUACGGGGGCUUUCUUUCCCUCAUGGGCCUCCUGCAACGGCCUGACAUUUUCAAGGUGGCAGUGGCAGGAGCACCGGUCACCAUGUGGACACACUACGACACAGGCUACACGGAGCGUUACAUGGGUCUGCCAGAGCUCCACCAGGAAUGCUACCAGUUGGGCUCCAUCGCCCUGCAGGCGCACCGCUUCCCCUCCCAGCCCGGCCGGCUGCUGCUUCUUCACGGCGUUCUGGAUGAAAACGUGCACUUCACCCACACCAACAUGCUGCUGAGUCUGCUUGUACGUGCAGGCAAGCCCUACCAUCUACAGCUUUACCCACAGGAGAGGCACAGCAUCCGCUUGCCUGAGUCUGGAGAGCAUUAUGAGCUGCACCUCCUCUACUACCUGCAGGAGAACCUGGGCUCCCGUACCGCCACCUGCCUCAUGGCCUCCUGAAGUUCCAUGGACUUCUAGCUGCUCACCAGCAGGGGGAGACACACUCCACAUACUGGAGUUGUAAUGCGACAGGUCCUCGGGAGUGACCUCAGAAUUUCCCUGGACUGGCAUGGGGCAUGAGGACUUUGGGACCUCACAGAGGAAGUUCCGGGUUUUUUAAAGGAGGGGUAAACAAAAUAUGUGUUCCUGUUCAAGUGGUGGGGACCUAGUGUUUAUAUUUCGGUGUGACACAGAAACACCAGGAGGGUUUGAGCUUACAUCAGUUGUGGCCAUAUUGCAGGACUACCUAAUUAGAGAGCCAGAUCAUUUGUCACUGAAUAAAAUGAUUCCUGUACUGAUGUAAUUGGACAAGUUCCGCUGACACUAUAAGAUGAGUUUAACUUUAAAACACUAGUAGGGCCAUUACUGCAGAUGAUGAUCUACAUGGGCUGCAGUCUUAUUCCUCAGCAUGUCAUGAGGAUCUGGAGCUGCUGGGGCAGCACCUGUGGGCUAACCACAUCAGCAGUCCACUUGGGAGAAGGCUCAGUCUCGGGUUCCCCUGGACCACUGGGAUCCUCACAGCAAACCCCUUCUGUCUCUCUGCUUUCUUAUUCUUACCAGGGACCUGCACGUUUUGGGAUGUGUCCACAUAAUCACAGUUUGUGCCUACAGUUAUACCGCUUAGUUGCACAGAUCGCAGAUUUACAGUCCUCCACAUAUGUGGGGAAGAUAAAGUGUCAUCCAUACACGCAGUAUACAUACAGAGGGAUGUGAAACAGUUGUUUCUUUCAUCACUUCUUUCCUCUAUUUAUGUGAUGUCAAAUUUUUUCUCUCUAACUCCUUGGCAGUGUUUUGCUCUUCAUCAGAUCUUAACUGUAGUGGUUGUCUUUGCUAUACAUGCUGACUUGGUUGGUUUCUAAAUAAAAAAAGAAAGGCAAACA